This is a messenger RNA of Astyanax mexicanus (Mexican tetra), 3013 nucleotides long. Its product is annotated as integumentary mucin C.1. The transcript is spliced from 4 exons. Lineage: Eukaryota; Metazoa; Chordata; Actinopteri; Characiformes; Acestrorhamphidae. The record is from RefSeq and is a predicted model, not a curated record. The coding region runs from base 161 to 568 and encodes 135 amino acids.
GUGGUGAUGGGGCUGGGUGGGAUGUGGUGGGAUGAUCUACGGUGGGAAUGCUGUAUAAAAGUGCAGGAGAAGAGAGAGCAAACUUCACACUGAACCAGUACCCAGAGAGUCAAUCAUACCCACCUGCUCCAACAAACAGGAAUUCUUGCAUCUUGGAGCUAUGUCUGUAAACCUGCACAUCUUCUCCAUUCUGCUCGGAACAGUAUUGCUGCCAGCAAUUUUAAAUAGGACAGAAGCUACUGCCCCUCCUACUGUGGACACUACCUCAGUACCAUCAACCACUCUCACACCGACCACUGUAACCACGGAGCCCUCCACUGCUACUGAAACACACACAACCACCUCCACAACUUCAGCUACUCAGACCAGUACUACAGGGGUCAGUUCAGAGACUGCCCAGACCGCCUCCACCAAUUCCACGGCAGAUCCUGAUGGUGAGGCACAGGAGGGCGGAAGUGGGUUGACCCCUGGAGAGGUUGCAGGAGUGGUGGUGGGGACCAUCGCUGGAGUCGCUGCAUUGGGUGGAGGAAUAUUUGCUGGUUUGAAGUUCAGUGGGAAGCUGGGCUAGCCUCAUCACUUCUUCACUACCUAGAGCCUUAAGACUGAAAGCAGUCCGUUUCUAACAGAAGAAUACUGGAGCUGAGGGCAAUGACAUGAAUGAAGAUGAGUCUCAUCCAGGAUCUGAUGCACUAUAGACACCUUUAAUUGUUAGAGUUUAUAUGAAUAAUCUUUGAUCUGCUAUAAAUUAGGCAAUAGGAUGAAUGGAGUGCACAGAAACAAUAGUCAUUUGCUUCAAGUAUACAGGGGGUUUGGCAGACAGUGAAUUUUAGGGUGCUUUCACUCCUGCCUUGUUUGGUCCGGACUUUCAGACUUUUCAGUUUGGGUCUGAGCCCAAGUAGCAGGUGUGAAAGGGGGUGUGAACCACAAUUUAGACCAAAGGACCAGAGUCUGAUCUGACCCAAAGAAGUAUUCUCAGUCUGGAUCUACUAACCCAUGGUGUGGUUUAUCUGUAGUGUAAAAACACUUUUCUAGAUGGUUGUUUUAGACCAAUUACAGGAAUUUGAGUCAGUCUUUAAACAAACCAAAGGAAAAAGAAAUUGGUGUUGUGCCGAAAUCUGACUCCCCUUGGUUGCCAGGCGCGUCAUUCAGUAGUAUGAACACAAACACUGACAAAGACUGGAAAUUCAGUUAUUUACUGUAACAGUAGAUUAAUACUUAUUUAAAAACAAAGACACAAGCCAUGUUGCGAACUCUGGGCUGUCCUUCCAGGUGUGAAAAUACUCUUAGACAUAAGCAGUGGAGGAAGGGGACAUCUUAUUUUUUUUAAAUGAGAAGGUGUAGGGGUGUAUCAAAUAAAACUGUUUGAGAAUUGUACCAGAAAAAACACAGUGUGCUUUGUGUCAACCACCCAGCACUAUUUUUUAAAAAAGACAUUAAAACUGAGUUCUAAUUUAAUUAAAAGUCAAAGAAAAAGAUGUUUUUUCGAAGUGGUUAAAAUGAUGUAUAUGUUUAGACAUAUUUUUAUGUACAGUUUUAGCUGAAAGUUAAAAUUAAAAGACAUCUUAUGUAGCUAAGGUAAGGAUGUCUUCUUAACUUUAAACACUAUGUACAUGAUAUAGAUACAUUUUAAAGUUGUUUAAACUUAAAUAUCCACAAUACAUACUCAAAAUGGGUCAGUUUUUCAGUGUGGUAAUGAUGCACACUAUUAUCCUACAAAUAUACACAUUUAUAACAGAGAUUGGUCUAAGGCAAGCAUGUGCUUCUGUUUCUAUAAACCCCACUGCAAACUCAAUGAAGGCGGUCUGAGACGCUUGGCCUGGGAGAAGGGGAUGGUUCUUCUAUUCCUGACAAAGCUGAACAUGUCUAUCAAGUUGUCAAAUUGAGGGUCUCUGGACUCACCUGCUCAUUUUGUAGCCACAUCCCCUUCUGCCAGACCAAGCGUCUCAGACUGCCUUCACUGAGUUUACAAUGUGGCCUGAAGAACAAGAAGCAAUGCAGAACUUCCUACUAAAUACUUAUACUUAGUAGGUCUAGUAGGUGUAAUAAACAGUAAAAGUGCAGUUAAUGUAUAUUAUUAUGUAACAAUUUCCAUUUCCAUCAAAUUACAGGAUCAGAGCUGAUUUUUUUUUGCUUUGGUUGCCACUGAGACAAGCCAACACUUCUAGUAUGAUCCAUUUAGGUUUUGUAAAAGUUUCAAACUUAGAACCAGUCAGUUUUUGAGGGUGGUAAUGAUAGAUAUUAUCAUACAAAAACCUGCCAAACCUGCACUAUAAAGAUUAGUGUAUAGUAUACUGUAUAUCUUGUAGUAGUAUUAGUGUGUAGUACACAAUUAGAAUGCAGCCAUGGCCUAACAAGAUUCACCCUUCUCCCAUAGCUUGUGUUUAAAGUUGUUUCAUUGUCUGCCAAACCAUUGUCUUUUUUUACGAGUGUUUCCUUACUUUCAAGACAACAUGUUUGGGUCCAUAUCAGCCAAUAUUUAAUAAGGACUCAGUUGGCUUUCCAAAUGGCUUUCCAUUGUUACAGCUCACCUUAAUAUCACAUGGGUCCCAUCUAGGCCCCAGUGUAUAACUCAGAUGGGGCCCAUGUUUAGCACCUCUGGGCCCAUCACUGUCAUCUAUAUCGUCACUGUCCAAUGAAAAACAAGUACCGGUAUCUCCCAAACAGACACUGUAAAGGAGAGAGAUAUAACCUUCUGAACUUUCAAUAGAAGUCAAAGUAAAAAUAAAAUUUAAAUUGGUCAGUUCAUCAACAAAUUAUGGCACAGUGGUAUGUAGUAAACUAAAAAUCGACAAAAAUUGAGAUACUUGUUUUUUAUUGGACAGCGACGAUAUGUGAGCCAGCAAGGAUCUUGUGGACAAAGCUUUCUGGUGUCCAGUUGAGCUACCCAUACAGGCACCACGUGAGCAUGUUUUCUGGGAUAACGCAAAGCAAGGGCAUCAUUGUUGUUUAGCAGCCUGAUACAGGCACAGCAAUGAAAAACAUUUUACAUAAAAUUUAUAUUUGUAUAAAUAUA